Messenger RNA from Porites evermanni, 25475 nucleotides. The record is from the annotation of a GenBank genome assembly. NCBI's taxonomy places the organism in Eukaryota, Metazoa, Cnidaria, Anthozoa, Scleractinia, Poritidae.
GCACGGAUUUCAAAAUGGCGGAUCUUCCGAUAACAAUUUUACUUCAAAAUAUUUCAUGAUUCUGAUGGGAUGAGAAAGGUAUGACAAAAUGAGUGGGUUUAAAUACAACCGAACGACAUUGAAAUCAAGGACUGUCACAUUAUUUAUUGCUUUUUCCUUAUUCUCUCAGGGUGGUGAUACUUUCCCUGGAGCGGGAUUUGGUCGUAGAUCAACCGUUGGACGAAAUGGUAAAAUUAUCAAUAGUUACUUGAGACGUAGUUGAUUUUAAAAGUAGGAACAGGUGCUCUAAGCAUGGCUGGAAGUUAAGGUGUACACCACGGAAGUCAAAGAAUGUCUUUAACCAGUUUAAUUCCACUGUGCAAUUUAUUAAAUUUUCCAGCUGCAUGCUAUUUAACGCAGUCAUCAGCUGUGAAUUAUUUUUAGCGUGAUAAUCAGUGAAGAGAACUUUCACCACUGUUGGGACUGUGUGAGCUACUUCUAGCUAUAGUUUGUAUUAUGGCAAUACGGAUAGAUGUAUAGGCAUAUCAUCUCUCUCUGUCUAGCUCUGAUAAGGGGCGAGCGUACCAAUUCACCUAAACAACCGCAUGUUUUUAGACCUCAUCUUCAGCUUGGUCUUAUUAUCUUAUAGAACAUCUUGCCCACUAUUUUCUAUUAUGAAUCACUUGUGUCAAUAAGUUUAAUGACAGGCAUAUUCUUUAUCAUUUAAAAUUUAUUACAGCCUCAAACAGAGCAUCUCUGGAUCAGGAUUUAGACUCCAUUUUGAGUGGUGGCAAUGAUGGUAAACACUGCAUUGUUUCUUACAUUUGAACUAUUUCUUGCAGCUCUGAAAAAAACUUCUUCCUUCCUUUAGCUUUCCGUUUGUGUCAGUCAAGAGUUUUUAGUCUAGAUCUGCAGUUUAGUUGAUUCACUACAUGUUAAUUUUAUUUCCCUGGCUUUGAAAGGAAAAUAGAAUUUGAGCCAAGGUUAGAAUUCUACAAGCUCACUUUUUUUUCCCAAAAAUGUUGUGACAAGUAGAUAAAGCUAGCAAAAUUUUUCUCCCAAGUUCAUUCCCAGAUGUACCAAAUAUAAGCCAGACCUUGUUCUUAAAGUAGCCAUUGACAGGGCUGUCAAUAAGGGCCAAUAGCCAGCCAAAACCGCUGGCUAAAUAGCCAUCCUUAGCCGGCUACUUUCAUCUCCUUCUACCAUAACUGUUAACAAAAAAUAAGCACCAUCGAAUAACAUUGUCAAGUAACCAUUUCCCAGUUUUGAAUGACAUUGAACGCAUAUUUAAACAGGUUUAGAUCUGUGAAACGUUCGAACUGUGCCUUGCUGAGGAACACCUGGGACAUUUUGACGCAUUGCUCCCAGUCUUGCGUGUAUUCCGACGAAAAAAUAUGGCGUCUGCGAUGGGAAAUACCUCUUGAAAAUCCCUGAAAAUGUGAUUUCCAAGAAUCUAAAUUUCAAAAUGUCCCUAGAUGCCUCAGCCCUAAGAAACUUGUGCCUUUUGUGUGUGUUUCAAAGCUGCCUACUAUUCGUUAUUAGCCUGCUACUUAAAAACUGUUUGACAGCCCUGCCUCAUAGUUUUGAUAAUAUAAGAAUGGAAAAUCAAACCGUUUCCUGUUUUGUUCCAGAAGUCUUCUUUCUUUCUUUCUUUCUUUCUUUCUUUCUUUUCUUACUGGUUUCUAAUGUUUGUGUGUAUAUUUUGUCGUUUGUGACAUUUUUGAUGCAGGUUUCCAGCAAGAAUCCAAAGGGAAGGGUUCCGUAGGUAGUCACACUACAAGAUCUGUAAGUUUGUGUCAAGUUCUCUUUGAGAUUAGAAGAGUACACAAUAUUUACUUAUUUAGAAUUGUCGUUGUGCGAUACUGUAGUACCAUUCAGUAUUUCUGAUAGAAUUUAGUAAGCAUAGUAUUUUCUUGUUUCUUUUUGCCUCUAGGCUCCAGGCAAAAAAGGGUCCUUAACCUCAAAGUAUGUAAUAUUUAAAUUAAUACAUAUUAAGUGUCACUAAUUGUUUUUGUAAUACAGUGUAUAAGUUAGGACAAAAGUGCUUUCGGCAACCAGGGAUGGUGGUGGUGGUAGUUAGUUUCUGUUCACAUUAUUUAUUGCUUCUUCUGCUGGAAGAAGUAUUAAUGAUCAUAGCCUGUUCCAAGCGUUCAGAUAGUGGAGAGCGGUGCGGAGUAAAGAAAGCGAUGAAAAAUAGAGGGGGACUGGGGAGAGAGGUGCGGGCACGCUUGUAAGAAUUUUUAACAAAAGUGCGUUCCGGUAUACCAGAUCCUGGUAUACCCUCUGAUUGGUUGAUUUUGACAGUUUUUGUAAACAGUGGAGCGUCUUCGAUCACAGCGAGAAAUGCGAUAUGGCCGUUAUGACAGACUCUACGUGCCGUCACGCAGAAUUCAAACUCGCAACAGACACAGCGCUGAGUGACUUUCCAAACGUGGAGGCUAAAAGCGAAGAGCAAAGAAACUGUUUAAAACACGUCGUCGGUAGGAUAGAUGUCUUAGCAAUUUCUCACCGACUGGCUUUGGAAAAAUUCUUAUUUUCCAGCUUUUUCCUCGAAUAAAGCCUGCGUUGGAAUGAAGGCAGGAGAGAAUGCCAUUUACGAUUGUUGUGGUAACUCCGUUGAUUGCCAUCAUGGAAGACCAAGUGGAAUAUUUGAACAAAAUCGGAGUAGCGGCGGCAAUGAUGGGAGAAGAUGUGAAUGAAGCCGUUAAUAGUGGAAGCUGUGAAAUUGUUUACUGAAGUGCCAAAUCGUGGUUGUCUAAUGAAUGGACAAAAGGACUUCAAAAAGGAAAGCUUGGAAAGCAAGUUGCAACUAUCGCUAUUGACGAGGUCGACUCAAUCACCGAAUAGUAAAUUUUCCCUUCAACUGUUGUGCAUUUUCAUUGCUUGAGUUAACGACCUGUAUUGAAACGGCUUUCUAACGAAAUGAGCGAUAUUUGUUUGUCACUUGAUUCAUAAUUUUUUGUCACGUAAACGCUGAAAUCAUGUUUUAAAGCCGUAAAUAAAUUCAUUAUACAUGAAUACUUCUCCCGCCUUCUAUUGUCUGAAAGUCUUACAUUCCAUGGGUUUUUAGUAAGAUUAUGUAUACAUAAUAUUAAUUUUUGAUCUGACAAACUUCGACUUAUUCGCAAGAAAAAUAAUAAAUGCAUCGGGCUGUAACACCAGUCUUGAUUGACAAGUGAAGACCACCUACAGCUGAUGCGGUCUGACUGGGCGGAAGAGUCUAUUUAAAACAAAUCUAACAGGCGUUCCCUCUCUCACCUCUCCUCCUCCCUCGCUUUUAUUUUUUCGCGCUCCUUUUUACUUCGCACCGCUCCCCACUAUCUGAACGCCUGGAACAGGCUAUAAUGAUCAUAAUAAUAAUAAUAAUAACAGUGAUAAUAAUAAUAAUGAUAGUUAUCUUAUAUUUCCAUGGAGAAAUUUUGUAUAGAAACUUAUAGUCAAUGUUUUUUCUCUAAAUUAAAUGUGAACACCAUCUUGCUAAAGACAUUGUAAAGUUGACACUUAAAGUUACAAUAUUAUUAUAAAUAUGUUUCUGCAUUAUAAUUUUUUUUUCAAUAGUUUUUGGUGUGGCUUCAGCCUUUAUGCUGUUAUAGAUAGAGAUUAUGCACCUUUUUAUUUCAGUGCAACAGAUGAAGAUUUUUACAGCAGUUUAGCACAGAUGGCUGGUGAAGAUUUUGAUGGUGAUGAUAAUGAUGAGGUAACUAAAAUGGGUGUCUGUCGAGUCCAUGCUUGUCUACAGGAAUGGCAUACCGGCUUUCAAGUGCCUAAGGGGAUUGGCUCCAGACUAUCUGGCUAAACAAAUUCAAAAUGAGGUCUGAAAUUCACGCCAGAGACACAUGAAACAAGAAUAAGAUUGACAUUCCAGGGUACAGAACAAAUGCGGCCAAAGGACCUUUCAUUGUCGGGCCAUUUCACUGUGCAACUCUUUACCCGAAAGGCUCACUGUUAAGUUAACAAAUAUUGUGACAUUCAAUCUAAGGAACUUAUGCAUUAUUUAAAAUUGUCUCAGUAAGCAGUCUAGAUUUUUUUAAGACAGGGGUUGCUCACUUUUUUCUUUGUAAUGGAGAGAAUAAUAGGCUAUGUUAUUCAUAUCUCAUGAACAUAUAGUUUUAUAGUUUUAUUUUUUAAUGUUUUGUACUUUAAUUUAUAGCCAAAUUCGUUGUAUCACGCUGCACGUUUUGCAAACUUCGAAAGAAUUUUGGGUUUUUCUGUUUCGUUAAUCAUCUUAGCAGACCUCUAAGGAAACACAUGUUUACUUGUAAUUGGUGCAUUUCAAUCCACUCUGUUUGUUUCUGUGUUUCAAGGUUUGUUGCUUGUGAUCGCCCUGUUUCGGGCAAUAAUUGAAUAGUUUUCUUCGAAGAUUUUUCUGAUCUUUCUUAUUCUUGUCUCUUGUAAGAAUAAAACAAUGUCUACCUCCUGCUCUCGACAAAAAUUCUACUCAUCAUUGCGAUUUCCUUCGCUAUUCUAGAGCCGUCUUGAGUCAUUCUAAGUUUGGUUUUUGCGGGCCAAGCUGGGUGAGUGCAUUGAAUUGUGAUUUGCAUUAACUCCUCCCCCACUCAAAUGAUUGACAGAACAGAAAAACCCAUUCGAAGUUAGGGUACAAGCAGUGCAAUACAACGAAUUUGGCUAUAAAUAUAUUUUUCUUCAUGAAAUUGAUGUAAUUACUUUCAAAAAACAGACUUGGAAAGUAUUCCAUACCCCUAGGAAACCUCUUGAGUAUUAAUGUUCAAGGAGUUUUGCACCAUGGGAUUUUCUGAUCAUCUCAGAAGCUCAACAUUAACAUGCUCCUAGAAAGGAGGAGAAAGGUGAAAGCUUUGGAAAAAAAAACAGGUUGUGAUAUCAAAAUUUUCAUGCUUGCUUGAAAUUAUACUACUGGUAACUAACUUUCAUUUGAUUGUUUAGUCAUUCUCAGAAGCAGAUGCAAAGAAAAUGGCAGACAGCCUUGCAGUAAGUAUUUGAAACAACAUUAACAUGAAGUUUUGUUUUUAUUUCAUUUAUAUUUUGUUAUACUGAAAUGUACUAAAAAUUUGCUAUUUCAUUGAUUUGCUUCAGGGUCUAGAUGAUAUGGAAUCUGACCUCUUUGGAGGAUCACUGGGAAAUAAAUCAACACCAAGCAAAUCUUCUAAACCCUCAAAGGCUGCAGCCCCAGAUUCCAAAGACAAGCGGAAGACUGAUAAAAAUCCACCAACUUCAGGUGACCCAGCUGUAAAGUCUACAAACAGCAGCAAGACACAACCAACUCCUUCCUCAUCAGCAAACGGUAAGAUUGAUGAACUGUGAAUUUCCUGUAAAUUAGAAUGGCCAAGUCUGUUAACAUUAAAAAAAAAUCUUGGAACUUGGGGUGGAGCCUCCCCGUAUAAAAUUUUGUUGAGUACCCCCAAGAGGUAACAUUAGUUGUUCUGGGUCCCAUGAAACCAGAGGUUAAUGGGAUUUAGUUUACCUCUUUGUAUCCUUACUGCCAGAUUUUGCAUAUAAUUCUAAUUUGUAGUUUUUAUUUACAACAGCCGCUGAAUCCUCAGAAAAAACAGACACAAAACGGGAUUCUGCUAUCACCAAGCCAAAGGAAGCAAAGAAACCAAGAAAAAAGUUUGAUUUUGGAGGUAUAUAUUUGGUGUGGAAAACAAUCUUUGAUGAGGAUUAUUUAUCAUCUAAAGUUGCCUUUUUUUUUAAAUAUUGGCAUGUUUCCUUUAGAGUUUGAUGAAGAUGAUCCUUUAGCUGGUCUCUUAUCUGAUGAAGAAGAUGAUCUUGCUUCAAAGCCAAAGCCUAAGAAGACCUCAACUCCAAAGAACACUCGUUCUUCUGGAAUCUCUAGUCAAGGUGUGCUGCUUGUCAUUCAUUAUUUUACAAUGUACAGUGAAUUUGAAAUGGUCCAAUAUACUGUUCAGCAUCUUGCAAGAUAAAAAAAAAUCUUACUCUAGUGUAGUAAGUGACACAGGCGGCGUAGAAGAAAAAAUCCAAGUAUUUUCAACAAGAGUUGAACCUAUGACCUACUGGUUACUUGUCUAGAUGAUCUACCACUAAGCUACAAGAGACUAAACUAGGCUCUUCUGACAUUGCACAUAAGCACAUUUUGACAUUCGAGAGUCUUAGCAGUGUGCAGGAUGUAUGACACAUGAACCUACAUGUAGUUUAGUGGCCUUAUCUCUUGAGUCUCUUGUAACACAACGGUAGAGUAUCUGGACUAAUACUCAGAAGGCCAUAGAUUCGAAUCCUGUUGGAAGUACUCGGAUUAUUUCUACUGAAGCGCCUGUUUUACUGACUGAAAAAACACCUUUCUCAUAGAUAUCUGUAAGUAAGAGUAACUUUUAACCUUGGUCCCUCUUUUUCUUGUCUUGUGAAUCAAACCGAGGGGCUCUCCUGGUAAGCCAAAAGGGUUUGCUCCUUGCUCUUUUUAGUAAUGUCAAAAUAGGUAAACAUGCAUACUUGUGAGUUAAUGUUACUUACUGAGGAAAAGAUUGACUGAUUGAUUGAUUGAACUUCUGCACAUCACUGUGCACAAAUGUAAGGGUGUACAAUUUGUGCACAAACUGGUUUGAUUCUGAGACCUUACUCCGAAGUUGAGACUGCUUUAGCAGAGCCCGCUGGCCCCUGGCGCCUAACUUUUGCUACCGGGCGACUAGGAAAUCUCAGAUUUUUCAUAGAAAUCAUAUGCUGGGCACCCUGGAUUUCACAGGUUCAGAGAACUGGGCUACCUCCUUUCAGUUUUUCUUAGAGCUCAGCUUUGUAAUCUAAUUUUAGGUUCCACUGAAGAAAGACCAAAGUCCUCAAGAGGCCGCCAACCUCCGACACAGGAGUCUGCAAAUUUACAAUCACCCCCUGUUACACCAGAGCAUCAACCAGCUGUCAGGGGGGAGAAAGCUGAAGAAGGAAGUACACUUUCUCCUCCCCGCUCACCAGAGGCUAAAACAAAUAGCAAGAGGGAAGAUCUAGAAUCUCCUAAGGGUACCCCUCAGAAAAGAGGAAAACAAACAUCUGGUAAGCUUUGUAGUGUCUAAACGUUUAGAAAAAUGGUCUUGUUUCAAUACAAAAGGAAAGAGUGUCAGAUUAUGCAUUUUUGUAAAUAACCUUAUGAAUCAGCACACUCAGGAAAGUACUUCUUAUACUAAAUGAAAGUAUCUUGGAUUUUUCUGUAUUUUUUGUUGUUGUUGCUUUUAGCACAGAAAGCGAAAUCAAGCAAAGAUGACAUCAAUUUUGAUUCGGAUGAAGAUCUGCCAGGCCUUGAUGAUUCCACAGAGAAAACACCAAGGGAUUCACCCUCGCCUCCCCCACGAAAGAAAUCAGAACGUGCCAGUAGACGAAAUAGCAAGGGUUCCGAUGAUAUUUUUGGUGGUGGAGAUGAUUUGCCCGAUACAGGUAUUGAAUUAUUGAAAUGGAGUAAUGCAAUACAAAAUUCGCCAACAUUUGACAAAUUGAACGUGAUGGAAGAACAGCGAAGAAGUUUGAAGUAGCGCAAUUUCACUGUUUGUGUGACGUUUUCGCUGCUGCCACCGGUAGUUUCGAAAACGAAGCACUCGAAAACGAAGACCGAAGCACGAAGCACCCAAAACUCGAAAACGAAGCACCCAAAUCUCGAAAACGAAGCACCCUAGAUCGAAAACGAAGCACCCAAAACUCGAAAACGAAGCACCCAAAACUCGAAAACGAAGCACCCUAGAUCGAAAACGAAGACCCCAAAAUCUCGAAAACGAAGCACUCAAAUCUCGAAAACGAAGUACCCAAAACUCGAAACCACUGUCGGCUGUACGUCUUGCAUGACGCAAUCCGAAUCAGGUGGAGGCAGCGGAUGCGUCCGCACCUCCAAAGGUCCACAAAAUCCAUCCCAAGGUUUUAUAAGAGCCUGCCAACUGUUUAACUGAACGUUUCUAGAUGGGAUACAGUGUAUUAAUUUUAUUAUUGGUCUCGCUAUACUUGAUACAUCUUACCUUAAUAUGCGUUUUUUCGGUACACAUGCAUGUUUAUGUAGACUUGAAAAAACUGUCCGUCAGCAGAUUUUGGCGUAUUCAAGUACGCGUGAGCAGUAACACUAAAGGUCUGAAACGAGGCUGAAAACGGAGUGUGACGCUCGCGCGUAUUACUCUUACGCCACGCUUUACCGACUUCUUUACUGAUUUUGAGAAAAAAACCGACUGUUUUGCAGUCUACCAUAUCGGAUAUUUAUGCCACUGCGUGAUCAGAUCAGAUCAGAUCCAGGCAGAAUUUGUUCUAGGGUAAUAGCCUGGGAUCAGGCUCUAUGGUGGGGAACAGGAGAAUUUUGAAAUAAAAGGAGCGAAUAAAAAAAGGAGAGUUAAGCUACUGAGAAGGAGGUCGGUGGGGCGAAGCCUGAAGAUAUGCUUUUUAUGCCACCGAUCCACCUUUAACUACACUAAUUUGCAAAUGGCCUUUAACGAGGAAUGGAAUAGAAAACGCUCAUCAUUUUUGUACGGGGAUACUUGCAAUACAGUAAUACGGCAAUACAGUAAUAUUCUAGAAAUAGUUUGGGCGUUCUCAGUUUUCUGAUCACGUCCAAAACAUAGCCUCCCACCGGGCCUCCCACGCAGCGGUGGAAAUGCAUUUACAACUUGAGUAGUUGAACUGCAUUCGAUUCGUUAUCGAAUACUCGUUAUCGCGCUUGAUUUCUGCUGUAUUUACAUUGGUCUCGUGUUUAUAAAGGAAAGACCGGUGUCGAGUUUUUGGGUGCUUCGUUUUCGAGUUUUGGGUGCUUCGUUUUCGAUCUAGGGUGCUUCGUUUUCGAGUUUUGGGUGCUUCGUUUUCGAGAUUUGGGUGCUUCGUUUUCGAGUUUUGGGUGCUUCGUGCUUCGGUCUUCGUUUUCGAGUGCUUCGUUUUCGAAACUACCGCUGCCACCACCGUAGAUGCUAAAACUCCCUAGUUAGUAAAAGUUAAAUCGCUCCUUUACGUCUUCUAAAAGUAGCAAUUGAGUGAAAAUCAACUUUGAAAGUUUUGCAUUGAGCAGCGUGUUGCAUUGUUAUCCUAAACAGAGACCAGAAGUGAAAGCCCCUCAAGACAAUCCCGAUUCAGUGAACUGCUGGGUAAAAAGGAAAAAAAUGAACCUAAAAAACAAGCUGUACCUAAAUCACUGGAUGAUUUCAUGGCAAAUAUCAGCAGUAAAGCAAAUACUGGAUCAAGUGCAGCAAACAAGAAAGGUGUGGCAUUUCAUGAAAUUAAUUUUGCCUCUACGGCCACAUCCUGCGUAGCAAGCGUUUCUGUGCGGUUCAGGAGCAAAGAAUGAGAAAUAAGAGUCAAAGACCGCGCGACAAAUGGCGCAAGUAAAAGAGCGGGGAGGGGUCCUUCCUUCCCCUCCCCCUCCCCCCUCUUUCAUUUUUUGGUUCUCGUUUCAUUUCUCGCGCGGUCAAACCGAAAAUCUCUUUCCACGAUCUUUUUUUGCUCCGAAACCAAACGGAAACGCUUGCUAGGCAGGCUACUAAAACCAGAAGCCUUCUGGCUCUUCAUCAGAACCUUUAAUUUAAUUGGACCCCUACUGUUUUGGGGCUAGUUUCCAUUGUUAACUUUGUUUGUUCAUUGUUAAUUCCCGACCAGUCCAGUGUGGUCUUCCGAGAGCGGCUCGAGUAGUGUCCUUAACUUAGGGUUUUGUAUAAGGGGUAGUUAAUUUAGGACAUUUAGUAAAAGUACUGUAUUUUUGUAUUAAAAAAGAGGUUUUAAAGGCUUGUUUAUCGUGGAAAAUGCACUUAGCUUAUCCAGCUAGUUUACAGGAACUCCACUCAAAUACUUAGAAAAAAAUAAUUCAAAUACAACAUAACAGGAUUAAAAACCCCAACUGGCAGGAGGCAACCAGUUGGCUAUUUAUAAGCGCGGCCGAGGAUUUGAACUCGGGACGACCGAGAACAAAUCCAGCAAGUGGCCAGAGCGGGACUCGAACCUAGGACCGCCGCAUUGCGAGACGCGCUAACCACUCGACCACCUUGCCUCCCUGCCACCGCGCAACCUCGUUCCCAGGGUUCUCUCCUACCCGCCCUAUUGUAAGAGAACCCUGGGAACGAGGUUGGCCACUGCCCCUCCUUAUACUGUUUAAAUACCGUAUAUCAUGCUGAGAACGUAAUCAUGUAUAAUAAUAUAUCGUUCAGUUUCUAGUCCUACAUCUGAAGAAUCGUUCCAGUUUGGAGGCUAUAUGCCUUCAGCGGCCUCUAGUGGCUCAUCGCGUAGCCGAGGAGGACUUGCCAGACCAGACACAGCCCCCAGCUCCAGCAAGCGGUCUGUGAGGUUUUCUGAUGAACUGGGACUAGAUGACGAAUUGUUCGGAAAUGAGCGACCCUCCACUGCACCUGGUGAACGAGCAGACAGAAGACAACAGAGAAAAGAGGAGAAAGAUGAUACAAACACUGGAUCAUUGCUUGAGGAUGACAAGAAACCACCUUUGGGAAGCAAGCAAACAAGGCGGCAACCAAAGGUUAAUGGUGGGUGCACAAAGUCAGAAUGAAUGAUUUUGCUGUUUUUAUACCAUUUACGUUUCAACGCCGUAUAGACAGUAGGCAGGUGUUUGAUUCGAAGGGGUGCAUGCAUGCAGUAAGGCCUAAAGUAAUUCCUGAUCUGAUAUCAAGUUCUUGCUUUGGUUUUUAAGAGUGAUUUGAAGAUUUAUUCCAGGCAUCUUUUCAUUUGUAAGACUGUCAAAGCGAUGAGCUCCUAAAACCGCGAAGCAAAAAGAGUUUCUUACAUUAAAUGAAGCCUGCACUGUAUUCGAGUUUGAGGUCGAGUUCAGUUCGUAGCAUAUUGGAGAGGGUAGUUUUCAUAUUAGGGAGCUUAAGCAUCUUGGCGUUUUUUAGGCACGCACGUCAACCAGAUUUUCCCUUUUAAUACGCCUUGAGUCUUGACUCUACCACACUUGUAUUGCUAAGUGUCUUUACUGGCUGUUAUAGAGACGAGUUGCCUGAAAAUAUGGGUAGAACAAUUACCAAAGAGUGCAAAAGGCUUCUUCCAGUUGCUGUGCGUCGUUCAAAAACGUCUUUGCUGAAGCCCUCUAUUAUUUCACCGACCCCGUACCGGUUAAUGCCUAAGAAAUAAUGCUUUGCAGUUUCAGAAAGCAAAGUAUAAGAGGCUUGACAACUCUUGCGUCCGAGACAUAUCCAGCAUUACAGAUGUGGUUUUCAGAGUUUUGAUUUUCUUAUUUUAGCUGGUCUUUUGUGAUAUUCGUUGAUUAAUAGCUCAUUCAGAUAAGUGUCUGAUCAUGAUAUUUUUAUGAAUUUCAGAGAAAGAUACGCCUGAACCAAAGAAGGAUCCACAAGCUGAAAAACCUAAGUCAUCUCCAGCAUCAGGUAUUACAGGCUGUGAUUCUUUCUUAAGUAAUAAUUCAACUCAAUUGAUGACGGUAACGUCUACAGGAUUUUUGCACUAAGCAUAGGUAGCUUUUGAUAAGAAAAAAGCGGCACAAGUAAAUUUAAGUUGGCCAUUUUCGAGUUCCAGAAACUCUCACUUUAUUCAAAACCUUCCUUGUGAAAAUGAGUUUUAAUUCACCACAGCAGAAACUGAGCCGCGUUAAUUCUCGCAAAGGCGUCUGCGACAUGUUACUGGGGAAAAGGAAAACAAAUUGGCCAAUAGCUGAAUAGCGCAUCCCCAAUAACAAUCCCAGAAGUCUUUGCGAAAGCUAACUCGGCUCAGUCUCGUUCUCGUUUUUUAAGUGGCUCAGCCUCGCUUUGAAACAGAGGUUUUAUCGUGACGUGGUUUAUUACAAGGUGCUCUGUCUGAAGUGACUUAUAUAGUUACUAAAAUCUUGAACUUAAGUGGAGAGCUUAUUGUCAAAAACUGGAGUAUGUAUGAAAAUAUGAAAAAGUAAUUGUCAUAUUUUUUAAUGAGAAUAUUCGUGCGGCCGAAUAGUCAGUCCCUACUUUUCUUUGAAAAAAUUUUUUUUAAGUAUUUUAGUAACCACUGAAUUCUCAACGAUGAUCAAACACGAGUGAGAACAGUCUGAUUCGAAAGUUAAAAUGACGUAGUUCAAGAUUCGACAGAGUCCAUUCUUGAAGAAAAUUCAUUGAUAACAAUUGCAUCUGUCUGCAGGAACAAAACCGAGCGGAGGUGGUGGUGUUGGUGCGGACUGGCUGGGACUGGGAACUGAUGACGAUGGAGGCCUGGAUCUAGGCGCUGGUUCGUUAAAACCCAGCACACCAUCUUCUCAGGAAGGCAAACAAGAUACGCUCACUGCGCAAGGUAUAUUCCUAAGAACUAUUAAUAAGUUAUUUAUUUUUUAUUGUCAUCCUACGUCCUACCUAUGCACUUAUACUUUCACAGCAUUCACUGCAUGAUAGAAAAAAUUGUAAUCAGCGAGACCCUAAAGACUGAAAUAAUGAUGUGAAGAUGUUCGUUUCGAGAGAGCUUAAUUCAUGGCGUGUCCAAUCAGCAUGAUGCGUAAUAAUGCGCAAAGUCACGAGUACCCGAGGCCAUAAACAGAUAAGCUCAUUAGGAAAUAAGCGGUUGGGGAAGAGACGAAAAUGAUGAUUGGUCGGUGGCGGUUGGAAGGUUCUCUCAUGUCGAAGCCACAAAGCUACAUCAUAACACGGGAGGUGUCACUACGAAGACUAUCCAUAAAAGAAGAGAUUCACAAUACAGAAAUCAACCAUUUAACCUCAUCUGUUGUUUUCAGCCCCCCCUGAGCGUCACGGCAGGCAAUCAUCACCACCCAGGAGAGCUGGACGGUACAGGGGGGAGGGUGAUAAUGAUGAGUUCCUACGCAUGCUGGGAAUCACUCCUGAUGAACCGCCUAAACCAAAACAAGUUGAAGCAACUGAUGAAGGCGGCAAGUAAGUAAUUAAUACAAAGACAACUAUUUUCCACUCUUACCGACCAUAGCAAUGACAUCAAAAUGUUAAAAACUCACGUGAAACCACGAACCGCAGGUUUAUUGGUUUCAUAGUAAAGUUUUGAAAAUAUUGACGACCCUGACGUCAUUUCUAUGGUCGAUAAGAGUAUGGAAAAUUGUUGUCGAUUUGUUUGCUACAAUAACAUCAAUUUGAAAGAUUUUGACGUCCAUUUUUGUAGACGUUUCUCGGGAAAUCGCGCCCAAGAGAAAGAGAAAAGGCAAUUGCUCCACCAUCACGUCAUUUCCUAGUCAGUACUCUAACUCUCGACCAAUCAGUGGGCGGAAAAUCCCUCUGUUAUGGUAAAAAGAUUUUUGACCGCAAAAUAGUCUGCAUAUGCCACCCUUUUUUCCCAUCUUCAGGUAAAUAAUCAAUACUCCGAUGUACAUUUUGUUUGACUAAGCGAUAUGAACUUUGGUUAAGGCUUAUUGAGAGACUGACCGUUUUAUUGCUAACUGAUCCACACAGGUCAUCCUUGCUUCCAUGGGAGGCCUCAGGAGGUAGUCCCAGGAGAGGAAGACGAUGGCGUGAUCAGACAUCACAGCAAAACUCGGUAGAUAAACCAGACAACGCAUCCACCCAGGGUGGUCCUCUGGAUAGGCCACGUGAAGAAGCUACGGACCGAGGACUCACGGAGAAUGAAAUACUGAAGCAGAGGGGUAUGGAAGAUAAAAGAAAAGCGUCAUUCAGCCAAGAAACACCGAGACCAGCUACCGAGCAACAGCAACAACAGCACGGCAAAUCUUCACAGUACAAUGCGCAACAGAAUGUUGUGGCUUCUACUCCGCCUGUGGUUAUGCCUGAGUCAACUCCAUCACAUCCUGGCCCUACUCACCACCAGUCGCCAUAUGCAAUCCAACAGGGUAACUUCCCUCCACAAGUGGCAGCCCAACCCUACACCCCUCAGUUGUAUCACCCCCAGUAUCAGCCCGCUCCUUUUGCCUCCCCUGCCAGUCAAAGUCUGCCCCAGUCCAUUUCCUACCAACUUCAGUAUCAGUCUCCUGCUGGAUUCCAAACUUUGCCCCAGACCCCGCCGGCCUCGUUACAGACCCCUCAGCUCUCUCCCGGGAUUCCCCAACCGUCUUCAUUGGAGAGGCUUGAAAUGUCAAAACUCAAAGCAGAAAGCGACCUACAGCAGAGCCGCUUGAUGGAAUACCAGGUAGCGAGUGAGUACCAAGAGCAACAAAAGACGCGUCUGGAGGAGGAGGUGAAGGACCUGGUGAAAAGAGUUCAAAAUAUGGAAGGCAUCAGGCAAAAGAAAGAUCUGGAUGCCGCCAGUAAGAUAUCAGAGCUAGAAGGAAAGGUAAACAGUCUUUUUUAAAUACCACCUACCGAACACUUAGGAGCCUUAAAAUUAGGACUGCGUCACGGCUGGGUAGUUGAUUUACGCAUCUUUAUUUGCUAUAGAACUUGGGAAAUUACUUCUGUUCACUAUCGCUUCGCUCAGCCGAAUAGAAAAUAUUUCUGUUAUAAAUAUGAACAGACGAAACGACACAAUGAUACAUGGAGGGAGCCGCCAAUCAUUUAUCAAACGUCACAAACAGGAAUAUGAACUUUGAAAAACUGUUAGGCUGACAUGUGUUCAAAAACCACAAUUGUAAUCCGUUUCGAUCUUCUUCAAGUUUGUCCAUUCGUGCCUUCUUUUGUAUUUGCUGUGUUAUUUAUACCAUCUUUUAAUGUCUGAGUUGUUAUUUUUAUGUCAUUUCACUCAGUUUGGCGACAGAAUUUUGAUAAAUUUCGUGACACAGCUCCAGAACGUGGUCCUGCGUGCCAGAUAGAAUUGGAAUUUGGAAGUGUUAGUAAAAAAUGGAGUAUGCGGAGAAAAGCCUAUUGAUGCAAGGGAGAGCCCGGAAAAAUCUACAGACAAACUAAAGUUAAAAUUAAACAUAGAAUAGAACAAAAUGAUCAGAAGUUGUGAGCGGUUUAUCAUAACAAAUGAGAUAGAAGUGAGUUACCUGGCUCCAGUAUAUACGACUGUUUUAUUCCUGUUGUUAGGUUCGCCGUCUGGAACUUGAGCGGGAAGAAAUGCUGACUACAAUAGAGUCACUUAAGACAAGACACAAGGAUGAAAUGGCUAACAUCGAUACAUCUCACAAGUAAGAUAAAAACGAGAUAGGAGAUUAAGACUCAUGCACAAUUUACACGUGUUCGAAUCUUCAAGACCUCACCUUGUUCCUCAAGUUUGAGAGUGUUGUCAUUCAAUUUUUCAUUACAAGUUCUAACGAUAACACGUACCGCAUGUAUGUAAAACACGGUCUAGAGCUUCCAAAUUCCCUUAUAGUAAUGUUAGCUUCUCUGGAUCGGUUUAACUUGAGUCGCAAAACUAGUCACAGGUACAGAUAAGCGAAGUAUUGAAGGAAGCUUCACGAAACAAAAAUAAAAAGCUGGAAGCUUCCUCCAGUACUUCGCUUAUCUGCACCUGUGACUAGUUUUGCGACUCCGGCAAGUGUUUAAUUUCUUUCCGUCUUAUUUACUUGUUUAUCCGGAUUACGGUGUAGAGGCCUUGAUACAAACAUUGAGUCUUGUAAGGAAAACGCUCCUAGGAGUUCCUGAGUUUGAUAGCAGUCAUUGACUAAGUUCGACUUAUGGCGCGAAAUUUAUAAGUGGAAAAUUCCACUGGUGACGUCAUAACAACUGACCAAUAGGAGAGUGAGUGACAUUUGACACAUAUAUCAAUCAUUUUUUCCCGCCUAAAUUUGUAAUAUGAUUCAACCCAUUUAGGCAAAACAAGUCGACCUCGUGACCGGUCGCUGCGCAAACUCAUUAAAGCAUACUUCGCUUACAAGAGGGCGAUUUGUAGAAAGUCUAUAACUAAGUUAAAAACCCCGCCACUGUAGUUGAGUUGACUCGGUGGUGUUGUGGAUAUCAUGCUCAACUAUAGCCUGCGUGGCAGGCGUUAAAAGGGGAAGGGGGUCUCGCGCCCUAAUUCCCUUCUCCUUCCCUUUCGAACGCCUGCCACGCAGGUUAGCUCAACUACAGAUUGGUUGACGCAGGUUUGUGUCCUGCUCGGUAAACAAUGUUUUUCUUUCUUUCAUGAAGCGUAUGCCGCACGUAAGGUCUACACUGUUUCUUAUAUUUCUAUUUCUCUAAUUUAUAAGAUCACAUUUAAAGACGCUGGAAGAGUCCUAUCAGCGGCGAGAACAAAGACUCAAAGAGGAGACCGAUCUCAUCAUCGCCCAAAACAGUGAAAAGUUUAAGAGCCUUGAAAGAGAAAAAGCUGAUCUACAAGCUUCGAACAACAGAAAAAUUUCUAUUCUAGAAACCGGGAAAAACAAUGAGAUUGAGUCCCUAAAAGACAUUCACCGAAGAGCUUUAGAUCAAUUACGUCAAGAGCACGAAGAGGAGAUUGCGCAGUUAAGAAGACUCAAGGAACAGGAGGUGUCAGCGGCGACAAGUGCCCAUGCGCACACCAAAUCUCUUCAGUCUCUUAUGGAUCAAGUGUUAAACUCAACUCGUCAAGUGAGCGACUUGCGUCAAAGGAUCGAGGUUACGCAUAAUAGCGGGCUGGAAGAGCGGGAACUCUCGGCGAGGGCCCGGGACGAGUACCUGAAACAGCUACAGGAGAGGUUGCUUAGGCAGCAGUCGGAAAAUGAUGAGGAAAGAGCCAGGUUACAAGGCAAGUGAAUUAUAUAGCGUUUGGGAGGUUCUCUUUGAAGGAACUACAGGCCCUUUGUAGCUAGAUCAUUCGUGUGGUACAAAACCACUGUGAUGCACCGGGAUGGAUGAAACUAUCCUAUCCUAUCUAGAAGUUCACACUUCAUUUAAAGUGCUAAUUUCCUUUGUUUGUCUUGUUUAGUCCCAGUGUAUUCCUUGCUCUCCAAUGGCAGUUUUGUUUCACGUGAAUGGCUAGCUAGAAAGGGAAAUUUCCGCGUGUAACUGCCAAUUUAUCAGGAAACUGCAUGUCAGUUUAGAAACCGAAUUAGAAAGAUAAUACGCAUAUUUGAAGAUUCGAAUUUAGUGUAAUCAAUACAUAAAUAAUAACAAUACAGUCAACCCCGCUUUACCCUUUAAAUCCCAAUAUCCACAUACAAAUUCUCCAACCUGAUCUCCAUACAUUUCUUUCAUGAAUGAAUUGAGAGAAUUUGAUAAAAGAUCAAGGCAUUUUCCCUUAGGUGAUCAUUUUGUUAAUUCUCAUAACCUAAUCUCUUGACAUUGUUUGGAUAGUAUUAGGAGAAAAUUAAUGUUGGUCACUAUUGGGACUUUAAGGGUUAAUACAGACACCUCAUUAUUACGGACAGCUUGCUUUGUCUCUCAGGAAAAAAGACCCUUACAUUUUCAACCCGAUUAAUACGGAUAGCCCGUAAUUACCGACAUUUUGUAUAGCCCCCUCAGUGUCCUUAUUAACGGGCUUUGACUGUUAGGAAAGUCUUCUAAUGUCAUUUUUUUCUCAUUAUGAGUCCGGUGAAUUAUUGGCUUGUUAUGUGCCAUAUAGGCUUAGUCGCUAAGAUGGAACUGCACAUGCGCGAGCAGACACGUCAAGUGGAUCAAGAAAGAUGGCGGCUAACACAGGAGGAGUCACGUUUAAAGGCUUUACAGGCUGCACUGGAAGAUGAACGGCGUAUCACCUUGGAACAGCUGUCUGCACAAAGAGCUGAGGUGAAAAGAGACGACAAUUAUAGCAUGAAUCUUACUUCAUAAUAUAGAAGUCGUUUUGGUUCGUCUUAGAACAAACCUUACUGAUGUUACCAUCGUUGUUCGCGUUGAAGAGGAUGAUUGCCACGGGGCGGGGGAUCUGCAUUCAGUUAUAAGUUUGCAGGAGCCUUAACGUCGAAAACGUCACUAAAAAAAGUGACUUCGCUUUCUUUGAAACUUCUGCGCUUUGUCAAAUGUAGGAGUUGAUUUCCUAAGAAAAUUAAUGAAGUUCAAAAAGAAAAAAACAAAUUCCUCGUCUUUUGUUUUUUUGAAAUCGUGAAAUCAGGAAGUUUUUCGCCGUAGUCGUGCAGUGACGGCAAAGAAACGUACCAAAAAGUGUGCCGAAUAGGCAAAGUUGUUAUUGUUAUGCUAAUGUAUACCUACUGCUUGUUUGACGUUCCCGUUGCCGUCGCCGUCGUAAAGACUGGUUGUGCGAUGCUUUCUCGUGGUAUACUGUGAAAUCCAUGAUCCCACGAGUGACUUGAUUUUACUUAGUUUGGCGAGUGUGUAUACAAAGAAGAAUUAAGUCACGAGUGGGAUAUUCAAGGUAUUCCAAGAGAAAACAUCGCAUGACUGAUUCAUUCCAUGUCACUGAUCAUGACAACGUCAAAUCAAGAUACCUCUCCAUCAAAGGUAAACUCAAAAAAGCCACUUUUAAUACUAAAUGUAAUCUGUAAACACCAAUGUCCAAAUGAUAGUCACACAGUUAGUAUUCUCCUUUGUCCAAUUAACCUGCAUCGUGAAGAAAAUAGCAACACAGCUCUCAAACGCUUCUGGCGGGAUUUCAGUGAGCUUGUUCCGAAAUGCGGAUCCCAUCGGUCUUCGCAACACUGGUUAACUGGUUUGUUUUUCUUGCUCUCGGCUACUACGUUCCUUAGCUUCUUUGUCCGUAGUAGGCAUUUUGAUUUCGUUUUGUGUUACGUUUUUAACUUUGACUCCAUAGAAGUCCGAAUGGUAGUUGAAACUCGGGUUUUGCGGUGUUGUUUAAAGAUGCUUCUGAUAUUUUUUGUAAAGUGAAAAGUUGUUGCUGUCGUUAUCUGCUUUGUCUUCGGAGGAAAAAUGAAAAGGCCGCGAGCAUCGCCGGGAUUUUGGGGGAAAUACUACCCAUUGCACACUGCAGAAUAUGCAACGGUUUUCUUGCUUUCUGAUUGGCUGUAUGGCAUGGGAUAAAACAUCUUAAACUCUCUAGUUUGCAUAUAUUUAGGUACAGCGAGCCCGGGACGAUCUCGUCCGAGAACAGAGGAACACCAUGAGUCAAAUACAAGAAGAACGCAGAACGUUAGCCACCGAACGAGCCCAACUUUCUUCGGCCCACAGAGACCUGAUCAGCAGAGAAAAGUUAAAGACUGAGACGAGCGUACAGGUAUUAGACCACGUCAAUUAACUUUUGAGAAAUAUGGAGUUAUAUAACACAUAAUGGGAGAUUCGAUACAUGCAUCUCCGAGCAAUCUAGUGUGUAACUUAAGCUAACUUUCCACCGUUUUCCAAGGAGACCUGAACUGUUUGUCUUUUGUCAUGUUUUAUGCCUCAUAUCUUUUUCUUUUUUGGGGUUAUUACACUGCAAUUGUAUAGAAUCUAUUUCGCAAAUAGUAUGCAUGUCCUAUUGCGCGGAUCAAUGUAAAACGGAUCAAACUGCCUCACUUGCCCCUCUCCCAACGCAACAUUUUGCUCUUUAGUGAGAAGAUAGUGUUAGCGUUGCUUUAGGGGAGGGGUAGUUGGGGGAGUUUCCGUACUGUGUUUAGCUUAGUUUAGUUUAUUGAGCUCCGUCUUAAAAUAAAAACACAGGAAGAAAAAAACAAACAAAACAAAACUAACCCUUAAACUUCUUAGCCAGUACAGCGCAAAAAGCUUAGUGAAGUUCCGUGCAAAAACUGAAUAAGUCUCGAUACGAGAAAAAAAAAGUGCAGGAGAGCAGCGAUAGACCAAUUUCAAUAUACUAAAAUUCAUACUUGCGGGCUCCGAGGCUAAGGGAAAUAAAACAAAAGAAAUCAUCUUGAGGCUCUGCGAUGAGUAAUACACUUCUUUUGUUUUAUUCUCCCAAGCCUCGUAGCUAAGUAUGAAUUUUAAAGUAUCGAAAUUGGUCUAUUGAGAACAGUUUUUUUAAAAGUGAUUUCUCGACCUUACCUUCUUAUUUAACGUGCUCCUGGUUCUGUCCUAUUUGUUAAUAUUUCAUCUUGUUCGCUUAGGCCGAGGCAGACCUGGGCGCUACUGCAGUAAGGAUUAAAGAAGAGUCCGCUGCCCUUAGCGUACGUGAUGCGCAGCUUAAACAAGAAGAGGAGAGACUAAAAAGAGAGAAGCAAGAAUUCGAGAAACAGCGGAGUGGAUUUGAUGAAGAAAGGGACAGGAUUGGAAAACUGGGACUUGAAGUGCAGAAACGGUCACGUGAAAUUGAUGAAUUGUGCUCUGUAUGUCGCUGUUCGCUUAUUGUGUCUUUUGUUUUUCUUUCUGUAAUUCAUGUCGUUAAUAUAGUUAUGAUUAUGAUUAUAAUUAUGUAGCAAUUAGUUCGACAUCCAUUUCAAGGGUAAUCAGACUGCAACCUUAAGGUACAGUGAAACGGACAACAAGAGACAUGCAACUUGUUUUGCGACAUUGCUGCAAAACGGCUUGAAUAUCGAUGUUGAGCGUUUUAACACCCAGGAAUCAAAACUGUCUUGCAACAAAUCAGGUUGUAAACAGGUACAUACAUACAUACAUAAACUUUAUUAAUGUGUCUUGGAAUGUCUAGCCGAUGGGGUUAAGAACCCCUCUACUAAUUGGGGACACCUAACAAUAUAAUAUAGUUACCUAACAAUCCUACUAACUAUCUACUAAUGAAAUAAUUGAUUUAAAAAGAUUAAGAAUUACAAAGGAUUAAGAAUUACAAAGGAUGCAAUUAUAGUUACCUAACAAUAUAAUAUAGUUAAAAAACCUACUAACUAUCAACUAAUGAAAUAAUUGGUUUAUAAAGAUUAAGAAUUACAGAGGAUGCAAUUGGAGCAAUUGUCGUCGUCUAUCAUUACACCUAGAUCAAAUUUACGAAUACAAUUUUUGAAACUAAAUAAUGAUGGGAGAGUUCUGAUUUCGCUUGGCAGCUUAUUCCACAACUUUGGUCCCAGGUAGGUGAGCGAGUGUUUACCAUAUUUAUUGGUCCUAAAUCUGGGAAUGGCGAACUCUGCCGUCCUCAAGUUGUAGGGUGAGCAAUGCGCGUGAAAUAGCUCGGAUAUUUUGAUGGGGCAUAGUUUGUGUUUCACCUUAUACAUAAGGAUAGCAAUAUCUUGCAGUCUUCUGUUCUGAAGAGUCGUUAGGUCACUUUUGUCCAGCAAUGCUUGGUAGCUUGAUUGCUUAUCUAGGAAAACUGCGCGUAGUGCUCUUUCUUGGACCCGUUCAAGCUUUCUUUUGUCGGUAGCACUACAGAAAUGCCAAGUCAGGUGGCAAUAGGUUAAGUAAGGCAAUAUGGCUGAUUUAUACAGAGUUAAUUUAGCAUUGGUAGGGACAAGUUUUUUAAGCCUUAACAUUACACCUACUCUUUGACUCGCCUUCUUACAUAUUUCAUUAAUGUGAGUGUUAAAAUUCAACUGUUCAUCUAUGGUGACCCCUAGCAACUUAAGACAGUCAGAAGAUUCGAUGGUGUUUCCUUGAAAGUGUAAUGGAGUGUUACUUUCUGUCUUGUUAUGCUUUAAAGUCAUAGUUUGAUAUUUGCUCAGGUUUCCUUGUAGCAGAUUGCUAGCGUACCAUUCGGAGGCCCUAUUGGCAUUCCUCAUAAGAUUGGUGUCAGCCAUUUUCAGGUUCCCCGCUGUUUCAAACAUUUGAUGGUCAUCCGCGUAUAUAGAGAGAUGCGAAGUUAUUACGUAUGUCAGAUCGUUUGAACAAGGGUGGCAAAACGCGAAACUUCGCUUUUCAACAAUUUUUUUAGCAAUGUUGCAAAACAUGUUAAACGUUGUUGCUGCCGUUUUACCGAAACUUUAGUAAUCUUUAUUGUUAUUUACCCAGGAUGCCGCUCGGGUGCGUGACGAUGGAGAGCACGCCCUGGAACUAGCGGAGCGCGUACGAGUGAACGCUGAAAGUCAGCGGGCGGAGGCCGAAGGAAUGCUGCUGGUAAUACAAGAAAAAGAACGACAGCUGGCACAGGUAAACUGACUGAAAGAUUUCGUACUUUUGGAAUAAACAGUAAAUUGCUAAGUUGUAUAAUGUUUAAUAUGUUAUUUCAUGUUAUUUUUUUAUUCUGGGAUUUAAAUACAUACAAGCGUAUUUUGAAAGACUACCCGCUGCGUACGAAAAACAGGUCAUUUUCGCUGCCUAUAUCGUCGUUUACUAGAGACUAUGCCGGAAUAUAGUUUUUGACAUAAGUCUACUUUAAUAGCCCACGGUCGAUAUGUUAAAAUUCUAACGUGACUCCGAGGCUUUAGGGACAAAAUUUCAAAUUUUUCACGACUUCAUUGUCUCGCAAUUCCCAGAAGAGACUUGACCGAAAUAGAAAAAUAACCAGAAAGCCUGGGAGUCAUGUUAGAAUUUUAAUAUAUCGAACGUGGACUACUGGAGAAGAGGAGUGUUUUGCAGGCUUGAUGACCAUAUUCAAAACUAAAGUAUUUCGUGUAAUUAACACCAUUUUCAGUUUAACUUGCCUUUACCAACUCUUGUGUAUUUUAGAUAUGUGUUAGGUAUUCUUUUCAUAAUAGAUGUCCCAUCUCUUUCGAUCUCUAUUAUCAGGACCGUCUUGCUAUUGCGCAUGAGCGGCGCUUGUUGGAGAAAGACAAACAGACAGGACGGUGUUGGCAGUGUGAGGGACGGCGAACAGCUGCCGCUGAACAGAUACAUGCUACAGGUUCAAACUCUUUAUAACUGAGCUUAGCAAGGCUUGCUUUUUGGGGGGGGGGGCGGCAUUUUAGUUGAACUUUAAUUUCUUGCAUUGUUGUGGUUUUCUUGUUUUCCCUGUACUGCCGAUUUCUUGCUUGUUUCUAACAAUUAGAAUAAUGAUCAAGGGAUAAUAUAAACAUCAAUUAUCUCGGGCAUCUUUUAAGAAUUGUAAAUACAUGUCGGUAAAUAAUAUUCUGAGACAGAGCCUCUACUUCCGUUCUAGUGGCUGCUCCAACUGGACGAUAGUGUGUCUGCUGUUUAAUUUUGUAAAGUAAAAACAGCUGAAGAAGCCUAAUCUCACGUACUGACUUUAUGAUUACAUUACCAGACUGAUCAAAACGUUUGAAAUCAAGAUGUAAGUUACUAACCGUGUCAAGACCACGGGAAAAAACGCUGUUCUAAAUUUUGUAUUCCAGACUAGUUUCAAAGGUAAUUCGACAGGAAAAAAACCUUUAAGGCAAUUAAAUUCAAAUUCAGUGUGUAUUUUACCACCACAGACAAGCUUUAAAGAAUAUUUAACGUGGUAGCUCCAAAAUAUCGAGGUUAAUACGCAAAAUUUAAAGAACGAGUACUGGGCAGGAGACCUCAAGACUGACCCUUAGGGCUUAUCCUAAGAGGUACAGGGUAAAUUCAUUUCAGUUGAGUGCACGGACACUUACCCUAUUGAAUUGAGGUUGAGAAACAAGCAGAGAAGACACUAACACAACCACAAACCUUUUUUGUGAGAGCAAAAGAACAAAAAAUAACAAAGUAACCCAACUUUCGGUCAACCAUGUUUCAAGAAGUUAACGUAUACUUUUUCUUUCCUAUUCCCUUGAAGAACCAAAAUGCCAACCAUCCUUAGUAUUCUUUGCGGAAUUUUUGACAGGAAAUGACAUGCACUUAUGUGUCUGCUAUAAAACAUUGUUUUGACAUUGUUUGAAAAUUUUCGUCUGGUAGGAAGUCACUCUUCACUUCUUUCCUUUACGCAUUUCGAUGUAAUGAGUUGCCCUGUUUAUCUUGCUUUACAGACUCACCCGCGGUGGUUAGUCAAUCCUCCCUCUUGGCGUCGGCUCCUGGCACGCCUGAUUUGUUAGUUAACAGUCUGGAGUUGAAAAGAACACUAAGGAAAUGGUCACAUGACAAAGAAAAGGUAAAAGAAGACGGAAUCAUCGGUGAUUGUUUUCUCGUUGAUAUUUGGUUUUCUCCUUCCCGGUCCUCCCAGGUGAACCCCAACUCCACCCGUUCGAUAGACUGGGCACUAGAAGGGUUUUUUCGCGUCCGCGCGCGUGCGGCGGGAAGCUUCCUCCGACGCCACUGGUCACAAUGAAGACUUGACUCAAACUGGAAAUCGCGCGUGCAACGUCUCUGGCACCCAGGGUACCCGUUCGAUGCCAAUGCUUUGUUGAUAUGUUUUAAAGCGUUAAAAUAUAGAAAUUAAGUUCGCCAUGAAAAUUAAGGAGCGUGGCGUGACAAACCAACUAAAGACUCGGCGUCGGAGACUUACCGAGUACUAUUCUGCAAGCAAGCCCACAGUUAACCGAAUAGCAAAUGGGCGGAAUAGAAAAGCCUGGAGGGGGGGGGGGGUAGGGCUACACUUAUCAGGUAAAGAUACUAUUUAUUUUACUUGGAAUUCUUUAAAAAUACUAUAAAACUUCACAGAAUUGGGUUUGCGGAGGGGGGCGGGCUAGGCUCGGAUUGCUCGGAAUUAAAACAUAUCUUGCAUUUUAUUGUAUCCUGAUUGUGAGAUGGUGGCUUGACAAUGUUAAUUAAACAUCAAAGCGCUCGACAUACUUCGCAAAGUUUGCUGACCAUAAUUGUGCGCAAUGAUCCGAAGGUGUUCAUAGGAGUAGAAAGAAAUUAGGAGCCCGACCGAAACGCGCGUAACUUUGUGAUUUAUGCUCUUAUCAAGACAGUCGAUUAGGUCAAUUGUCUAUCACAAAGGGAUUGAUUAGCUGACAUUUUCAACGGUAGCCUUGAGAAGGUCGAUAAAGAGCUUCGCUCUCUUUACAGCGGGAUUAUCAACCUAACCAAUUCAGUUGAUUAAAAAUAAAACUUUCAUGCGACACCGUUUAUUUGCCGACUAUUCGUUAACUUAACGCAUGUGAUGGUAAUACAUCUCAACUUUUCAGUUUUUAGCCUUUCUCAGCAAUCACCGAUACCGUUCCACAAAACAUAGCCGCGGGGAACGUUUCGCCCGAAACGUUCCCAGCGGCGAAGAGCGAGGAGAAACCGAUGUUUUCGCAGGCUACACGAAAAACAACUCUCAACUGUGGAGAAACCUGGUUGGUUUUACUGAACAAUGCAGUUGCUCCACGUUUUCCCAAUUAUUAACUUUUCCAAAGUAAAAACAGUAAAUUAAUUUUACUUUUUUUAUGCUUUAUUUUUAGGAUGAAGAAUUCCUCGAGCAGGAAGCCCAGUUUCUUAACAGACUUCAAAAGUCACAUGACACCAGCAAGCACAAAUCAAGCUUGCCUCUUAAUUCAACAGUUUACUAAUAGUUUGUUGCGUGAGUCUCCAGAGAUCAUUACAGAGGUUAGCAGCACCUUUACGGCAAUCCGCAAACGACAGAGAGGGCCAUAAGAUUCCUAAUGUAUCCGGCAACGAUGAAAAACUAAAAGUUUUCAAUUACGUUUUGCAUGAAUGUGAAAUCAUACUUCUUCGUGUUCAAAACAGCAAAUAACGGGAUUGUACCGAAUAAGCUACAACGUCGACAUUUUCUUGUAAAUACCAGCCUUGUCGCUCAAUUAACACUCCCUGGUUUAGUAUUAUUUGUAAUUUUUUAAUAUUUAAUUUAGAAAAAUACAAAAUUUCUUUUAUAAAAUAAAGCUAAAAAAAUACAUUUUUUAGCUAUUUUUACAAUACUAAAGAAAAGUGUGGCUGAAAAGGUGUUAUUUUAAUGCUUGAAUGGUCACACGUAAGGAUUGCUCAUCAGCUAAAAACUAUAGAACCACCUUGUACAGCAUAAUAAACAGUACAGUAGGGUUAAGCACUAUUCCGUAGCCUUCAUUGAAAUAAUCACACCACAGACUCGAAUAACCAGCUUAAUUAUAUUAACAGUCUACAGGAAAGUAUUGCGUAGUAGGUGGUCAUCUAGAGACUCGAUAGCUUUCAUACAUCCUUUUUUAUACAUCCUGUAUAAAUGUCGUGUUUGUUUGUAAGUUGGGCCAUCUCUUUGUAAACAAGGUUGUUUUAAAAAAAUGCUUUGCUACGCUAAUGUAGCAGUUGAGAAAAAUCAACUCUGUUGCCCCA